AUGAGGCAUCCCAGGGAUGGCGAGGGUUGGAAGUCAUUUGACAGGAGAUACACUGACUUCUCUGGCGAUCCGCGCAAUGUUCGCCUAGCCUUGGCCAGUGAUGGCUUUAACCCUUAUGGAAACCUCAGUUCAAAGUACUCAAUAUGGCCAGUGAUUCUUAUUCCGUACAACCUACCCCCAUGGAUUUGCAUGAAACAAACCAACUUCAUUCUCUCUAUGAUAAUUCCCGGUCCUAAAAUGCCUGGUAAUGACAUAGAUGUCUACCUACAGCCCCUGAUCGACGAGCUCAAGCUGCUGUGGGCUGGUGUCGAUACGUAUGACGCCAGUGAGAAGAAAACAUUCAAGAUGCGAGCUGCACUGAUGUGGACUAUCAGUGAUUUCCCUGGCUUGGGCAAUUUAUCUGGCUGGAAUACUUACGGCGGGAGAGCUUGCCCCACGUGCAAUUUGGAUGCCGAGACUAGGCGACUCACCUUCAGUCAGAAAUGGUGUUAUAUGGGUCAUCGUCGCUUUUUGAAUCGCGAUCACAGAUAUAGACAGGAUCGGAGUAGAUUUGAUGGCAAGGUAGAGGAUAGAUCCCCACCUACCAAAUUGACUGGUAGGGAUGUCCUGAGACAAUUGGAGGGUGUUCCCGUCUCACAAGGCAAGGUGCAAGCGAUGGGCGGUAAAAGAAGGCGCGGACAGCAGACCGUGGUCCAAGACGAGUCUCCUUGGAAAAAGAGGAGUGUAUUCUUUGAUCUGCCGUACUGGGAGAAUAACGAAUUACGUCACAAUCUUGACGUGAUGCACAUAGAGAAGAAUGUAUGCGACAACAUUGUUUUCACCAUGUUGAACGAAAGUGGUAAGUCCAAAGACCACCUAAAAGCUCGAAAAGAUCUCCAAUUGAUGGGCAUCCGGCAGGAUAUGUGGCCAAUUGAAGGUGGAAAGUACCUAGGUCGUCUCAAGCAGUACGUGCGUAACAGGGCACAACCAGAAGGAUCGAUUGCAGAGGGCUACUUAUCCGAGGAGAUUCUCACGUUCUGUCAGAUACUAGAUAAUGUCGAGACUAGGAUUAGAAAUUCUUGGAGUAAGUACAACAGCCUAAGUUCUAAAAUUAUACAGUUAGCCAAUUUGGGUAUUGAUAGAAAUGAACUUGAACAAAUUUUGUCUAUGCACAGUGAGUACAGAGCCUCACAAAGAGAAAACUGCGAGGUCCAAUUUGGAAGCACGGAUCAUUCGAACGAGUUACAGUGGCUCGCCUGCGGUUCCCGUGCUCAGGCCAGUCGCUAUCAGGCUUACAACGUCAAUGGAUUUAAAUUCAGGACCAUGUCGAGGGAGGAAGGGAUGAAAACACAGAAUAGUGGGGUCUAUGUCACUUCGGAUACUAGAAGUUAUGCAAGUAAACGGGAUGCCAAUGUUGCUGUUGGCGGUGUCUCGUAUUACGGGAGAUUAGUAGACAUCAUCGAGCUAAAUUAUAGCGGUCAAUUCACUGUAGUAUUGUUCAAGUGCCUUUGGGCGGACACUACGUUGGGCAGAGGCAUCCGGCAAGACGUUUUGGGCCACACCUGUGUCAAUUUUGCCAAUCCUAUCCACACCGGUGAUCGAGAAGAUGAUGAGCCGUAUAUCUUGGCAUCUGAGGCGCGUCUUGUGUUCUACGUAUAG
This is a messenger RNA of Arachis stenosperma, 1638 nucleotides long. RefSeq lists its product as uncharacterized. Bases 1 to 1638 code for a protein of 545 amino acids. NCBI's taxonomy places the organism in Eukaryota, Viridiplantae, Streptophyta, Magnoliopsida, Fabales, Fabaceae. The record is from RefSeq and is a predicted model, not a curated record. The transcript has 3 exons.